Molecule: messenger RNA, 1799 nt
Organism: Pararge aegeria (speckled wood butterfly)
Lineage: Eukaryota; Metazoa; Arthropoda; Insecta; Lepidoptera; Nymphalidae
Product: alpha-tocopherol transfer protein-like
Exons: 6
Coding region: 42-980 (312 amino acids)
Cellular component (GO): membrane
Molecular function (GO): phosphatidylinositol bisphosphate binding
Source: RefSeq, a predicted model, not a curated record
GCUGCGUGCCAGUGUGUGAUAGACGUCUAACUGCAGCAGAUAUGGCAUCAAUUAAUGUGGAUCAGAUAUUAGAGUAUAACUCGGACACGUUGCCGUUUCUAAGAAAACAAUAUAAUUUGUACAAACCAGACCGGUUGGAGGAAGCCAUCGCAAUUUUACAGGAUUGGCUCAGCAAACAAGCCCAUAUCGUUAGAAAAAAUUAUUCUAAAGACUAUCUGGAGAGGACUAUAAUUCUCAGCAAAGGUUCCGUUGAAAGAGCGAAGAUGAAAUUAGACAAAAUUGCGACAUAUCGUACUUUGUUACCACAUUUUUUUGAACCUAUACCUAAUGCUGCAAAACUGCCUGUAUUAGAUUUGAUACCUAUUGGAUUUUUACCAAAAAUGACUAAAGACCAUUACAGAGUGUUUUGGGUAAAAAAUAACGCGAAUAAAUACGAUUCAUCAGAUAUUUCAGAAUUCUACAGAAUAUUAGUUAUGCUUUGCGAGUACCUACAAAGCCACGACUACUGCAACGGUAUUCUAACGGUGUUCGAUUACAGAGGUACAAACAUUUUCGAAAUGGUGAAAUGCUUAAAUGUCACCGAAAUGCAUCAAAUUCUCAAAAUCAUUAUGGACGGUUUCGGUAUGAGAAUAAAAGGCAUUCACUUUAUAUCAACAUCUAAAGCAAUAGAAACAUUUAUUACGUUGUUUAAACAAGUAUUGAGUGCAAAAGUUGCUGAACGAAUUCAAGUGCAUCAAAACAUUGACAGUUUAUACGAUUACAUUCCCAAAGAAAUUAUGCCCAGAGAUUAUGGUGGCCAGGAGAAAACGGUUUCCGAACUCAGUCGUGACAUGUCAGCAGUAUUGAGUACCGAAAACAACUUAAAAUAUUUCAAAGAGAUGCAAUGCGCUUGCACCAAUGAGAACUACAGGCGCGAGGACAAAUUCAAUGACCAGUAUAUGGGGACGCCUGGUUCGUUUCGAAAACUAGCUGUUGAUUAAAAAAAAACCAAGAUUAUUAUAAUAUUAAAUAUUAUUAUAUUAUUUUUAUUUAGCAAUUCUGCUUUGCAAAGACAACAUGUUAAGCAUGCUCCGGUGUCAGAGCUUCAUUUGCGAUGUGAUUGUAAAGAUUGCAGGAAUUAUAAAUUGCGCCUUGCAGAUUUGCCCGAUUUUCUAGGAUUAUAAAAAAUGUUAUCAAAUUAUAAUCAAAUCUUAGUGUCUUGCAUAAAUAUUUGCGGUGCCCCGAAAACUAAGGUGCUGCGAAAUCAGAGAAACUUUUUAUCUUGUGUCGAACACAAAACUAUUUUGAAUAUUAUGUUUUUUUAUUAAUAAUAAAUUAACCACUACGUGUGCAGAUGUAGACAUUUUGAUGUCCAGUUGUGCUUCCAUCCGAUAUAGAAAGAUUGGCAGUGAAACGUACCGAACACUUUUUGAUGAGCAACUACUCCCCGAAUUGUACCGAUUGACAACCCAACAGGCGCAGUGGUGGCCGCUUUGGUCUGAUGAAUAGGAGGUCCCGAUCCGCGGCAGUGGCAAUUGGAAUUUAUGAUUUCAGAAAUUUUCUCUGGUCUGGUCUGGUGGGAGGUUAAGAUCACCCUAUCGACAAAGAUCAUGUGUGUUUAAUACUGUAUCAUAAUUUAUAACUUACAUACUAGAUUCAGAUUACACUUUAGAUUAUGGUCGAAGACUAACUCGGAGUGAAAGAGGAAGGAAUUACAUUUUAAGCGUAAUAUUUUAAAUUCUAUUUGGAAAUUGAAACUUUGUAUUUAUUUUGCAACCGAUAAACACUAAUUAAAAACUUAUUGGUUUUAAAUUACUUAG